AUUUUUUCCCCCUUUCUUUUCUCUCUCUCUUUUUUUUUUUUCAUUUUUUUCCCUCCUCCUCCUCCUCCUCUUCCUCCCAGCCGCGGAGCCGGCCGCCAGCGUGAAGGAUAAAUAAAAAGCGAAGAGGAAGAGGCUGGGGAGGAGGAGGAGGAGGAGGAGGAGGAGGAGGGGGGGGGGGGGGCAAGAAGAAGAAGAAAGCGAGCAAGAAAAGAAAGCGAGGAGCCAGGCGGCCAGCCCAGCCGCGCCGCUCCCGGCAGCCAGGGCAGGAGGAGGCGGCGGCGGCGGAGCGGGGGCCGGGGGCCGGCGAUGGAUGACCAGCCGCGGCUGAUGCACACGCACAGCGGGGUGGGGAUGCCGGGGCACCCGGGCCUGUCCCAGCACAUGCAGGAUGGACCAGGCGGGGCGGAGGGGGAGGCAGGCAGGAAGCAGGACAUCGGAGACAUCUUACAGCAGAUCAUGACCAUCACGGACCAGAGUUUGGACGAAGCGCAGGCCAGGAAACACGCUUUAAACUGCCACAGGAUGAAGCCAGCCCUUUUUAAUGUCUUGUGUGAAAUCAAAGAAAAAACAGGCUCCUUCCAGUACUCCAUAUCUCUGGUAAACGUAGUGGGUCAGCAGGAGGUGACCAGAGUCAUGUCAAAACUCCAUACGCUGAUGCUGCAAAAUCUGAGGUACCUGUUGAGCAAAGUGCUGAGCAUUCGGGGAGCGCAGGAAGAGGAGCCCACGGACCCCCAGCUGAUGCGGUUAGACAACAUGCUCCUGGCCGAGGGGGUAGCAGGCCCUGAAAAAGGAGGUGGCUCGGCCGCCGCUGCCGCCGCCGCUGCAGCAUCAGGAGGAGCCGGCUCCGACAACUCGGUGGAGCACUCUGACUACAGAGCCAAACUCUCCCAGAUCCGGCAGAUCUACCACACAGAGCUGGAGAAGUACGAGCAGGCAUGCAACGAAUUCACCACCCACGUGAUGAACCUGCUGCGUGAGCAGAGCCGAACCCGACCUAUCUCGCCAAAGGAGAUAGAGCGGAUGGUGAGCAUCAUCCACCGCAAGUUCAGCUCCAUCCAGAUGCAGUUGAAGCAAAGCACGUGUGAAGCCGUCAUGAUCUUGCGCUCCCGAUUUCUGGACGCACGGCGGAAGAGACGAAACUUCAACAAGCAGGCUACGGAAAUCCUGAAUGAGUAUUUCUAUUCCCAUCUCAGCAACCCUUACCCCAGUGAGGAAGCCAAAGAAGAGCUAGCCAAGAAAUGUGGCAUCACAGUCUCACAGGUAUCAAACUGGUUUGGAAAUAAGAGAAUCCGGUACAAGAAGAACAUAGGUAAAUUUCAAGAGGAAGCCAAUAUUUAUGCUGCCAAAACGGCUGUCACGGCUACCAAUGUGUCAGCCCAUGGAAGCCAGGCUAACUCACCCUCAACUCCCAAUUCAGCUGGUAUCAGAGGAAUCGCACCCCAGAAGCACCCCCAGAUCUGGAGGAUUUGAAUGGAAAGUGGAGACCUAGGGGUCAAACAAGGGGAGAAACCAGUGGCAUGGGUCUCUGGCUGAUCUCCCAAACCAGCCUAUCCUCAGCGGGAAGGCAAAGGCAGUCUGUUACCCACAAGCUAACGUGGUGAGCGGUGAUUGAUCACUCAGUGCUGGGGAACUCGUCCAUACCUUGCAGGACUCGUGGAUGGCUUGCACAGAAGCAAGUGGUAGAAGGCUGAUUCAGUUGGUCAGUGGAGAGAAGUCCCUACACACAACCCCUUAAUUUCCAGGGGACGUGUUACUUGCUAGGGGGGUCUGUCCCAGAGCCACCUAGAGCAGAGAUGUUGCAGCUUUUGGUUGCAGGUCAGAAAUACUGGUGGGAGGUAUCUGUCCCACCUCCUCCUCCUCACCCAGGGCUGCCUGUGAGCGAGCUGUGCCACCUGCUCUGGCUCGGCUGAGGUGCUCAGAGGGCUCAGGUGGACACAGCAGAGUUUUGCAGGGACAGAUAGUUUGCAGGAAUUUUGUUUGAUUCUUUUCUUCUUGGUUUGUCAGGGUUUUUUUCCCUCUUCCUUCCAUUGUUUGAACUGCUGAAGAUUUAGCUGCCGUUUUAAAAAUGUCAUCCUUUUCAAACAGCUCAUUCAAAAUACCUGGUCAAGUGGGGUCUCUUGAUAUUAACACCCCCCUGUAGAAAAGGCUGGAGGGUGGAGAGCAGAACUAUGUGUGUUGAGGGAGAUGCCUACUGCCUGUGAUGCUGUCCUGCAGUCCACAUCAGCUUGGACCAAAGACACACAGCCUGCAUUCUUUUCUUCUGUCUUCAACUGAAGUCAGAUCCAAAGGUCUGGAAUAGCAAGGGAAGAGCUUCAGAUUGCUUAAGUGGAUUUGGAUCUGUCCUGCAUGUAGUGGAAUAGGCAUUUCCCCAGUGCCUGCCCAGUUAAAUAGUGCUCCUGUGCGAGGCUGUUUCUUCGCCUUCCCCACAGGCAGUAACACGGCCGUUUCAAAGAUAAAUUGGCCGGUACCCUGCAGUAAACAGCUAAGAUAAUCCCUGGAUAAUACUACACUUUCAAGGAAGGACAAACAGUCUUGUUACUAACGGGUACGACUUGAGCUCCUGGGUCCUCUUUCUGGCUCACUUGUCUGCACUCCAGAAACAUUGACCUCUUUUCAUGUGCCUAAUGUGGCAGCAGUGCUAAAGCAGCACAUCAGUGCGAGGGGAGCUUGUGGGCCGUGGAGAUCCUUCUUCUGCUAGAAGCAAAGUGUUUCUAACCUGGCCCAGAUCCCACUACCCUCCCUGUAUGCUGCAGCAGUGGCAGAGCAGUGGGGAGGCCCACUGUCGGCACUGCAGUAGUCUCCAGGUCAGCUUGCAGAGAUGGUAGGUUUGGAUGUCCUUGUAAGUCCUCUCCUGAGAAGACAGCUGGAAGGGCCUCAGGAUCUCCAACAGUGGAAUCCCAGGUUGAGAUCUCCCCAGCUGAACCAUGCGGACAUAACAGCUCAGUCAAGCAUCCCUGCAUUGUCACACUGUGGGGCAAAGACAUGUCCUGAGGACAUCUGGAGUUGUGUGACCUCCCCUGCUUCAGGUUGUCCUGUAGGUGCUAGCAGCAAGAAGCACACCUGUACACGCUAGGUCUAAAAUACCUGUCUGUGAAAGAUUUGGAGGAUGGUGUCAAGGGCCAUGAGCCAUCCAGAUGUGCUGAAUUGCCCUGGGAGGAACGUGGAAGUGGAUGAAUAGGUGUAGGACUAAGACGGAUGAUGCCUCUCCUCUUACACCAUGGACUUCUUUCUGUUUUCAGAUCAUUGGCUGAGACUUUGGUGAGGAAGGAGCCGGAAUAAAGAUAGGAUUUGCUGGGAAUUUGUAAGACCUUCUAGUUUAAAUACAUUGUAGGUCAUGUGGAAAGAAAGAGAGUAGGCAGAGGACAGGUCAUGAGAAAGAAGCAACCAGCAAUGUAGUCCCUGGAGGGCCAUGAUGUUGGAAGAGGAGGUGGAACUGGAUGUGAUGGGACCUGGGACAGGAGCUAAAUUCAUUUCUGCUGUGGCUACGCAGGCCCAUCUGUUCUCUGCAUUGAUGCCCAUGUUACCGGAGAUCGGUGAAUGGCUACAGUCAGUCAAAGAGAUUGGCCACACAUUGACAAGGGCAAGGAUUGCAUCUGUCUAGCCAUCUGGCACGUUCAAAGCAGGGUCCCCCAUCCUCAGUCACCCAGGCCUGAAUGUCAAACACCUUUUCAUCCUGAAUACGCACAGUUGGGCUUUAUCAGCCAGAUGUUCAAAUAAGCCGAGUUGUCUGACUCAUUUGGGCUAACAACUCCCCAUCCUCACUUUGAUUGCCUGGACAAUCUCAGCACAAAAACCACAUGGCAAAUGAAAGCUAUUUUAUGUGGGCAGACCCUUUCGCCAACCAGAGUCCUCAAGGGCCACACACAGGUGAUGACAUCCAGUGAAAUCUUCCAUGCAGAGCAGCCAAAAUUGUCCUGAACUGUUUUUUUCCUGCUCACCCUUUUGUUUUGUGAAAAUCUUCCAAAGCUGCUGAUGGAGGGGAUCGUGCUGUCUGGAAAUGCACUUCAUCAGGCACAGGCCUAAUUGCUGUAUUUUCUCUGCCUUCUGUCAUUUGUGGCAAUCACUUGUCCAGAGCACAGCACUGCAGCAGAGAGGCUGUUCCGGUGAUGGUCUCACUGUCUUACAUGUUGGUUGGCAAGUGAAAAAGGAAGAAUGUCCUGCUGGGUCAUCCCAGGCUUUUAGACCUGCUAUCAAACUCAGUGGCUUUGUCCAGCUGAGGAGCCACAUGUCCAUCCAGUUCUUCUCUCAUCUUUGGCCGUGGUGGAAACUCAAGGAAAAGUUACAGGCGGGGUAAAUUCUGUGCUCUCAAUGCGUAUAUGUCAUUGCCAUUGACUUCAGCUACGAGUCUUGUAUACAUGACCAAAGUCAGCUUCAGAUCCAGCGAUCUCUGUCUCAUUGGUGGUAGGUGAUAUGAGGAAGCAGAUGAGGGUGGCUUGAUUUCAGCUCCAAUGAACACCAUUACCAUGUCUGUUUAUUCUUGAUGCUGUUUGAAUUGUUGGAUACUGUAGAGAAAAGGACUUGAUAGAGGUCCUGGAAAAUUUGAGGUGGAAGUUGAAGCUGUCAAAACAUUAGAGAAGACAUUAGAGAAACCAUUGAAGAAGCUCUCUGAAGAGCUGGAGAAGUGGUGCGAGAAAUACCAGCAGUCAAGCUUGUGAAGAUUUUUGAGUUGGAGACAAACUUGAAGUGGGUUUUGCUCAUUAGCAAUGUUAGGGCUGGAAGAGAGCUCUUUGCAGGCAUUGUUUUGAUACAGGCUCUCACCCAAUGGCAAGAUCUGACUGCCAUAGCUUGUUUAAACAUUUCCAGCACUCUUUCUGAAGCUGGUGAUGACCUGAUUAUCUAAAUUCAGCACUAAGGAAUAGUGGUGAUAGGUCCUGGGUUUGAUAAGAUGUCUGGAUGCUGAAGAUGAACCACUGUUCUACACUGCUACAAGUCAUGAAAAGUGUUGGUUUUUCUCGUGGUCUUUUUUUGUCUACACAUGAUAGCAUCAAGGGACUUCCAUGCUAAGGUCAGAGCCCUUUCCUCCUGGGUUCACAAGCUCAAAGAUGUUUGUUACCUCUCAGUUCUUGAGGAGCCCCAGAUCAAAUUAUGACCACUGAAGACCUUUGGUGUGUUCACAGUGGAGCCUUCAGAGGGUCAGAUUAGACUUACGAUGGAGCCUCCUCUAGUGGAAGGAUUUGACCUGUAUUCCCAGAUCUUCGUGGAGGAUACCAGAGUCUUAAUUUUCAGAGCUCUUCACAUUCCUGCCCCCUCUCCCACCCCAGUGCAUCAACCCCUCUUAGCUGUGUCUCUGAGACUUUGGGCCAUCAUAAUUUUCCAUACGUGGCUAGUACAUAGACAGUGGAGUGCUGAAGCAGCAGAGCAGCAGCGCAAAGGGCUCUCUGCAAUUAUGGCUCUGAUACAAAUGCAUCCAUACAUGUGGAGCUAUUGGUAUGCGCAUAUUUAUCUUUGCAUCCACAUCAGCGGCAAGACAUAUUUACCGUUUAGAUAUGCACAUAUAUUGUAAAAAUACCCUGUGCCAAUAGCAGUGUAUAUCUUGUAAGUGACAUCUCCAGCACUCCUCAUGAUUUCCAAGACACUGGCGCUCUUCAGAACUAGAGUUUGUGGCUGUUUGUUUAUUUUUAUUUCCUCCCUCCCAGUCUCAAUUUUACGGCCAGGUUUGUUAAGUUUCAAUAAAAUAUCAGUUAAGUUUAUGGCA
Messenger RNA from Aquila chrysaetos chrysaetos, 5695 nucleotides. RefSeq names its product PBX homeobox 1 (gene PBX1). Gene Ontology annotation, cellular component: nucleus. The coding region runs from base 307 to 1470 and encodes 387 amino acids. Gene Ontology annotation, molecular function: DNA-binding transcription factor activity, RNA polymerase II-specific; RNA polymerase II cis-regulatory region sequence-specific DNA binding. The transcript is spliced from 8 exons. The record is from RefSeq and is a predicted model, not a curated record. Gene Ontology annotation, biological process: regulation of transcription by RNA polymerase II; neuron development; eye development. Lineage: Eukaryota; Metazoa; Chordata; Aves; Accipitriformes; Accipitridae.